UUUGCAUCGCGCGAGAACGUCAGGAUGCCGAAAAAGAAGGGAAAGAAGGGCAAAGGUGCAGGGGACGACCCCAGCCUGCGUCCGCAGAUCCUGCGGGACAAGCUGAAGAAGGAGGACGCGUACACGGUGGGGAACGCCGUGAAGCUGAAGGACACGCACAGGCUCGGGAUUCGCGCCAACCGCUGCGAUCAGCUCAAGGAGGACAUCGCGGCGCUCCGCCGUACGUUCGAGCGCCGGGACCAGGACCUGAACCGCGCCGUGGAGAGGUUCGCCUGUGGCGUGCAGGAGGGCGAGCGUCUCUCGGCGCAGGUUUGGCGCGUGCACCGCGAGCACGUCGAGCGUCUGCGCGCCAUGCAGGAGAAGCGGCUCGAUUUCCUGCAGCAGCAGUGGGACACGGGCCAGGACGCUUUGGGCCACAGGCUGGAGUUGCUGAGCGAAAGAAUGGCCACCUACUUUCUGCAGUCCCGUGAGAGCUUCGAGGACACCGUGGUCCACCUGGAGCGUCACCACCAGCAGGCCUUGGCCAUCAUCCACAUGCUCUACAGCGAGCCCAUGGAGGCCCACUCGGUGUACGAGAAGAGGAAAGCUUUCGAGGUGGAGGAGUGCUUCUUGGACCAGAACGUGCAGGUCCUCAAGAACCAGAAGGCCGAGGAACGCUACCUCCACGAGAUGGAGAACGUGGAGCGCAUGGAGGCCAAGAAGCAGGUCUCGGUGACCACGUCCAAGAAGGGCGUGGCGCUCUACAACACCAUCAUCGAGGUGCAGUCCCGACUGGAGGCCACCGAGAAGAGCAACUCCACCAUGACGGCCAAGCUGACGGCGGCCCGGAACGACGCCAAGGCCAAGAUCCACAUGCUGCUCAGCCAGAUGGCUCGCGACCGCGUUCCCGUCCAGAUCAUGAUCAACGAGGUCAGCAUGCACAGCAACGCCGCCGCCAGCACCCUGCGGUUGAUCAUCGCCAAGGGCGCCCGGCUCCUGAAAGUGGCCGAGAUGUGCCGCCACCUAGAGGCCCAGCAGAAGGAGGAGCAGGUGGACCCCCAAGAAGUGGCGGAGGAAUUCGCUACGCGCCUGGUGGCGCCUUCACACAUGUUCGAGUUCCCCGAGCUGAUGAAGCGCUACAACGCCGCCCAGGUCCACCAGGACGCCCUGAAGCGGCGCAAUAAGGACCUGCGGCGGGAGAACCAACAGCUGCACCUGCUCACUCGGCAACGGGUCGAAGCCAAGACCUUAAAACCGGAUACCCACAACGGACCCUACAACCCGCUGCUGGUCAAGAUGGCCCCCAUCAUGGAGAAGGACGCCAUCAGGCAAGUGCGCUGCGUCGUCGAGGGAGUGCACGCCAUCAGAAUACUCUCCAUCAAUGAGUGAAGACGAUCGUGACGGACGGAGCACGCCGGAUUGUCGUAGGCGAGGUCUGGCCACCGUCGCGGGCGGCGCUUCCUGUGAGGGGCGUGGCCAGGCCACUGCUCUGGGCGGGGCCACCUCUGACACCUGGCCCAGCUGCGUCACAUUUGAGAUAUUAGGUGUUAAAUAUGUCAUCAGCAUUUGCCAGUUCGUUGCGCAUGCUUCACUGGAUUCUGCGACAGUCUGCUGCUGUUCCUUACUCACGGCCAUUCUGUGCCCUUGAGUUUGACCCCGUCUUGUCACAUUUCUUAGUUUGCCUCAUAGUCAUCGGACCUCGUUUCAGGCCUUUGGACCUCACCACUCGUCUAACGUUUGUGUGCCGCUGCCUUCUCAGACCGGUACACCUAGGAUUGACCUGUUUUUGGAAUACGCCCACUCUGAACAUUAUGCCGUUGCGUGGAAGUCCUGCAUUUGGGUCCUCCCCCGUGCCGCUGGCAGAUGUUGCAGAGUAUGAUAUCUUG
Messenger RNA from Syngnathoides biaculeatus (alligator pipefish), 1865 nucleotides. RefSeq names its product dynein regulatory complex subunit 2-like. NCBI's taxonomy places the organism in Eukaryota, Metazoa, Chordata, Actinopteri, Syngnathiformes, Syngnathidae. The record is from RefSeq and is a predicted model, not a curated record. The coding region runs from base 25 to 1368 and encodes 447 amino acids. The transcript has a single exon.